Molecule: messenger RNA, 1424 nt
Organism: Cornus florida
Lineage: Eukaryota; Viridiplantae; Streptophyta; Magnoliopsida; Cornales; Cornaceae
Product: SPX domain-containing protein 1-like
Exons: 3
Coding region: 147-1055 (302 amino acids)
Biological process (GO): cellular response to phosphate starvation
Source: RefSeq, a predicted model, not a curated record
ACCUUGCGGCUCUCUUCGCUCUCCAUUAUUGAAACUUGUCAGAUACAAUCCGGUACCGGAAAUAACAAUUCUCUGUUUUAUUGCCGGCCGUUUCGCAUUAUCUGCGGCGAACAGAGAUUGAGAAAUUGUAACGUACGUGAACGACCAUGCAUUUCUGGAAGAUUCUCAACGCUUUGAUCGAGCAGAUGUUACCUGAUUGGCGAGACAAGUUCUUGUCCUACAAGGAUCUGAAGAAGCAAUUGAAGCUGAUUUACCCUAAGGAAGGAGAGGUUGCUCGGCCGAACAAGCGGCCUAGAUUGGGCGACGAGACGGACGGUCGUGAUGAGGCCGAGGAGGAGCGGAAGGUGGUGGCCGGAGGAGAAGGAGAGGGUGAGGAGGUGGUGGUGACGAAGGAGGUGAUUGAUUUCGUGAAGCUGUUGGAGGAAGAGAUCGAGAAGUUCAACGCCUUCUUUUUGGAUAAACAAGAAAAUUAUGUUAUCAAAUUAAAGGUACUGCAAGAAAGGAUAGCAGAGUCCAUGAAUUCAAGUGAAGAGCUGAUGAAGGUAGGGAGGCAGAUAGUUGAUUUUCAUGGAGAGAUGGUUCUUUUGGAGAACUACAGUGCCUUGAACUACACAGGAUUGGUGAAGAUACUGAAGAAAUAUGACAAAAGAAGCGGUGCUCUAAUCCGCUUGCCUUUCAUACAAAAGGUUUUGAAACAGCCAUUUUUCACAACUGAUGUGCUUAAUGAGCUUGUGAAGGAUAGUGAGACGAUGCUUGAUCAACUUUUCUCCAUGAACGAGCAACCGGCCGCUUCUGAAACAACUGAAAGAAAAGAAAAGUGUGGCAUUGAGACUGCUGUUGAAAAUAGAGAUGGACUUCUCAGAGUUCCCCAAGAGCUUGGCGAAAUAAAAAACAUGGAGAGCAUGUACACGAAGCUUACUAUAUCAGCACUGCAAGUCUUGAAAGAUAUUCGAAGCGGAAGUUCUACAGUAAGCAUGUUUUCAUUGCCCCCUUUGCAAAGUAAUGAUUUGGAGAUUUGGAAGAACAUUCCUGUUUUAGAGCAAACAGCCAAGUAGUUUAGGGGAAGUCCCUCUCUCCUCAUUUUCCCUGGAAAUAUUCAACUUUCCACAGAAAUUGUUUUCUUUCCUUCCAAGAAAAUGGUGUGGCGAGGGUCACUCAGUGGGCGCGACUCAUCACUGUUGGAUCACGUGGUUGACUUCAUUAGCCACGAUCCAAUGGUGAUGAGGGCGCGAACUCGGCGCUCUUCCUUUUAUUCUUUUACUUUCCGGAAGCCCUUGUAUAAAAACCAUGGCGCAAAGGAACUUUGGUUGAUCUUUUCCUCUUUGUAGAAAAUUUCUGUUAGUUAAGAAGUGCUUUGAUCUUUUAUGUGAAACAAUGUCUUUUGACUCUUACAAUUUUAGUUAUAACAAUACGUCUUGAUUUCA